AUGCGUAGCUGGUUUUUAUUUGGAUUAUAUGCGCUGCUAAUCGCCGCAACAGUUGGCCAACCGCUGCACCAAAAUGAGCCUGAAAAAAUGGGCAAGGACUCUGGCUCUGGCUCUGGCUCUGAGCGGGGCGAGCGAGUGAGUCGCCAAAUUGGCUAUCCGUUUGUGGGUGGCUACGGCGGAGGAUAUUCAGGAUACGGAGGCAUUGGCGGCUAUGGAGGCUACGGAGGCUAUGGUGGCUAUGGUGGCUAUGGAGGAUAUGGCGGCAUUGGAGGCUAUGGCAUACGCUCGCCGUAUUAUCCUUAUGGCUCCAGCGGCCUGGGAGGACUUUCGGGCGGAUAUUAUGGUCGUCCUUAUGGUUAUGGCUAUGGCAGUGGCUAUAAUAUUGGAUAUCCGGCCAUUGGUGGCUUUGGCGCCACCGCUGGCGGCAUUUACGGCGCUUCUCCACUUUCCCCGUUCAUUUAA
Drosophila serrata is the source of this 462-nucleotide messenger RNA. RefSeq lists its product as uncharacterized. Lineage: Eukaryota; Metazoa; Arthropoda; Insecta; Diptera; Drosophilidae. The record is from RefSeq and is a predicted model, not a curated record.